AUGGAGCCAUGCAAUCCAACUUUGCACUCAAAGGCCCCCCUUAAUAAUGGCUCGGAGCCAAAUUCUCACUUUCGGUUUACAGACUUACCAACAGAACUUCGUUGUUUGAUAUUGGAGCAUAUUCUGGACGACGUUGAUGAAGAGUCCGACCUCGAUGAGGAGUCCGACCUUGAUGAGGAGUCCAACGCCGCCGAGGAUCCGGAUGUCGAUGGCGCGGAUGAGGUACCCAACCUUGAUGAGGAAUCCAAUAUUGAUGAGGAGUCUUCUCCAAAGCCGAAGAUCGUCGAAAUCAUUGGAAAGCUCAACGACGUGCUUGUGCAGACUCAUAAAAUGUCUGCGCUAUUAAACGGCAUGCUUGCGCUGGGCAUCAACGUAGGUGCGACGCACGACGUUAUAGCGCUAAACAACGACUUGCUUGCGCGAACCAACGACUGGUAUGCGCGAGCUAACGACAUGUUUGCGCGAGCUGACAACACGAAUGCGGUGCCCGACAAUCUUGCCCCGGAAGUUGAGCUGGAAUACCCGCAAGCCAACAUGCUUGCGGAGCCCGAGCUGGUUCCCAAGCCUCAAAAGUUGUCAACUUUGGCGUGCGUGUCCAAGGAAUGGCAGCGAUUCUUCGAGGAGUACACGUUCAACAGCCUGGACGUCACGUUAACCAAUUCUCCAGCUGAAAUUGAGGCUCUCGGAGAGAUGGUGAAGGGCUACCGCAGGACUUUUGUUGAAGAAAUUGUACUCAAUAUCGAGCUUCCGGGAAACUCUUCAGGCGACGUCCAGGUCGAGACCGAAAAGGAGAUUCGGAGGAACAAUGCUCUUUUCACGAUGGCCGUGUUUUCGCUCUUUAAAGUUUUGGCAAACUGGACCGGCCCAGAGCAUGACCAUGGUUUGGCGCUUCGUAUUAACGUCAUGUCCGCGGACGAUGUUGAAGACUGGCCCCCAAGGGUGCAAGCGCUUCAGCAAAUGCUAUGA
Molecule: messenger RNA, 966 nt
Organism: Colletotrichum chrysophilum
Lineage: Eukaryota; Fungi; Ascomycota; Sordariomycetes; Glomerellales; Glomerellaceae
Exons: 2
Coding region: 1-966 (321 amino acids)
Source: RefSeq, a predicted model, not a curated record